Molecule: messenger RNA, 1522 nt
Organism: Suillus discolor
Lineage: Eukaryota; Fungi; Basidiomycota; Agaricomycetes; Boletales; Suillaceae
Exons: 2
Coding region: 41-1522 (493 amino acids)
Molecular function (GO): protein binding
Source: RefSeq, a predicted model, not a curated record
GGCUUAUCGACGAUUCGACUCGGACGCUCCACUGAUAUCGAUGCAUCAAGCUCUACUUGUCCCCGAAGUCCUCCUGGAUAUAUUCGCGCACGUGAAUGAAAGUGUGGACCUACCAUCUGAUGAUUCUUCUUGCGAGAGAUUAUUAUCUCAACAAUCUCUUGCAUCACUUGCAACGACAUGCAAAACCUUCUACGAGCCUGCGAUGGAUUUGCUGUGGGCAAACAUAGACGAGUUAGAACCAUUGCUAGGCUGCGUGACGAGGCUACAUCCACUGAUAUAUUGUAGUGGAGCAGAGCCUUCCUGGUCUGAAGGCAUCGAACCAUUAUCUGAACAUGAAGCCCACCAAUUCAUGCGUCAUGCCUUCCGCGUCCGCUCAAUUGAUAUAUCAUCUGACAGAAAUUUUCACCUCCUCACAGUCUUCCCUACUGAGACGUGCAUAUUCCCGAGAUUGCAGUCGUUAUUAUGGCAGGUCGAGGCUCCCAAUAACAUAUAUCUGCACCUCUUCCUGUCCCAUACGCUACUUUUUUUCUAUUUAUCAGCAAUCCACCCAGCUUUGAAAUCUAUCGGGACCCAUUGUACUUCUUUGGAGGCCUUAACCAUCGGUGAUGCUAAGGAUCUCACACCGGACGAGUCGUUCUUGCUGUCUGAAACUAUCCGUUCAUGCACGCAGCUGAGACAUUUGGGUUGUCCACCUCUCGAAUGGGAAGCAUGGAACCACCUCUCCAACCUCCCUACCCUUCUCAAAUUGGAAAUUGGUAGCGGAAAUUGGCCAUUAGACCGAUAUGAUCUCAAAUUCGCACCUUUCCUUAAUGUUACCAUCCUCAAUUUCUAUGUGCACACGGCUUCACACACAAUCACAACGUUGGAAUGCUCAGAAUUCCCCUCCCUACAACAGUUCGAGAUGCAUGUCCAAGUCAUGCCUUUUGCACAAGCUGAGCAGCUUUUUCGUGCACUGUCGCAAUGCAACGCAGGCCACACCCUUGAAUACAUCGUCAUAUUCUCCUUUGAUUCAGACGGCGACUCAGAUGAGGAGCCCUCAGACAACUCUCUGACAGCAAUCACACAAUUCCUUCAUUUUACACAGCUGCGAACUCUGGGCCUCGUUUUUGAAAAUUACCCCGUCUACCUUGACAACGACCUUCUCCUGAAAGCCAUGUCAAGUUGGCCAAACAUUCGCUACAUGACCUUAGCGAAUCACCAACUUCGUCUACCUACCAUCACAUUCCGCGGAUUAUUCGACGGGCUCCGGCUAUGUCCUCACUUGGAUUCCCUGCAAUUACACAUCGAUGCUAUAAAUAUCGAUAUUGAUCCUGAAACUGAGUCAUUUCAGCAUACCUCCCUACAAAAAUUUAACGUAGGCUUUUCUAACAUAGAAGAUGUUGAAGCUGUCGCUCGCAUCAUUUUCUUCAUGCUCCCUGGCGUCGAACAAGUUAAACACGGGUACGAGGAUAAUAAGUGGGACAAGGUUAACCAGCACCUCGAACAUCUGAGAUCUUCUGCGGCUCUUGGCCAUCACACAUAG